Closterium sp. Yama58-4 is the source of this 210-nucleotide messenger RNA. Lineage: Eukaryota; Viridiplantae; Streptophyta; Zygnematophyceae; Desmidiales; Closteriaceae. The record is from the annotation of a GenBank genome assembly.
AUGGGAAACGCCUGGUGUAGAAGGGGGGGAGGGGAGGAGGAGGAGGAGGAGGAGGGGGAGGAGGAGGAGGAGGAGGAGGAGGAGGAGGAGGAGGAGGAGGAGGAGGAGGAGGAGGAGGAGGAGGAGGAGGAGGAGGAGGAGGAGGAGGAGGAGGAGGAGGAGGGGGAGGAGGAGGAGGAGGAGGAUUUACAGAAAAUGAUUCUCCAAUAA